Molecule: messenger RNA, 636 nt
Organism: Diabrotica virgifera virgifera (western corn rootworm)
Lineage: Eukaryota; Metazoa; Arthropoda; Insecta; Coleoptera; Chrysomelidae
Exons: 3
Coding region: 1-636 (211 amino acids)
Source: RefSeq, a predicted model, not a curated record
AUGUCUAGUGAAUUUAUUAAAAUCCCACCGUUCUGGCCCAAGUAUCCUGAAAUUUGGUUCCUGCAAGUGGAAAAUCAAUUUACACUGGCAAACAUAACCAGUGACGCCACAAAAUUCAACUACAUAGUUGCCAAUUUAGACACAGCUUACAUAUUAGAAGUUAGGGACAUUAUUGUUUCACCAACAGCCAACAGAGAGCAACAAAAAAUUAAAAGACUACUUGAGCAUGAAGAACUGGGCGAUCGAAGACCUUCCCAGUUCUUACGACAUUUACAGUCUUUAGCAGGCAUAACGGUACCAGACAAUAUUGUAAGGUCUCUGUGGUUAGGUAGACUGCCACCGUCUACACAAGCUAUUCUAGCUACUCAAGCUAAAGCUAGUUUGGGCGCAGUUGCCGAGCUAACUAACACAAUAUCUGAAGCUAUAGCUCCUAGGGCCCAAAUUUCAGAAGCUUCUAACGCUCUUGAAAGCACCAUUGAUAAAUUGACAGCCGAUUUAGCUGACAUGAAAAUCCACUUGUCGCAGGCUCAAACACAAACAAGCACAUACCGUCGCAACCGCAGCAACUCAAGACGCAGACCAUAUCUUAGAGACCGUAGCUACAGUAGGGAACAUAAUAGUGACAUAUUAUGUUGA